GAGGUUGGGUUUGUGACGCGCUGGUCACGCCCCGCCUGGCUUUCCUAAAUAAAGUUACUUGUUAGAUUAUGUUAAAGUAAGUGUGAAUGUGAACUUUCGUGUGUUUUGUUGUCUGUGUCUGUCAUCAUGGGGAAGAUUGAAUGGGCGAUGUGGGCCAACGAACAGGCUCUGGCUGCUGGUCUCAUUUAUCUGACUGGAGGUAUAGUUGGAGUGGCCGGUCAGUUCAGAGGUUGGCAAUUCGCAGCGUUUGGCAUUGCUGCAGGUGUGUUUGUGUGUUUGCUGGAAUAUCCCCGCAGUAAACGGAGCAAAGGCACCAGUGUUGAGAGGACGGGUCAGUACUGCUUCACGGUGUGUGUAAAGGCUUUUGGGCCACUGACCAGCAACUAUUACGUCAGAGCUUUGCUGCACGCUGCGUUGUGUGUUCCUGGAGGUUUCAUGUUAGCCACAGUUCUGGGAUGUGUUUGUCUUGGGAUCGCUAGUUUAAUCUACCUUUCGGCAGCUAUCCACGGGGAGCACUGGGAGCCCAUACUGCAUCGAAAGGAGCUGUCAAAGCGAAUUGGGGAGAGUAUCAAAAAACCUCCCCAGAACCCUCCGCCACGACCUCCUCCAGAACUCCGCAGGAAAAAAGCAGAUCACCUAGAGACCGCUGCAUAUGACAAUCCCAUGACUGUGGCUGUCAGUGAAUAAUGACUCUAUGACACUAAUGAGUGUGAAUAUGGUUUAGCUACAAACUCCAAAUGGCUUCGUGGCAGCCUAUACGUGUAACUAUAGUAGGUGGCCUUUAUGGUUUUAUAUUGUUUAAGUACUCCAGAAAAGCGAUAUGGAAAGACGGGAUUGACAAAAUAAUUUACUGAUUUAAUAUUUGCUUUGUGUAUAUGUAGUAGACAUUACAGUAGAUAUUUCCAUGUCUUUGUUACUUGCACACAUUCUACAAUAAAUGUUUUUUAACACUUUCAUCUUAAUGUUCAGCUUAAUAAUAUCGCUGUUAUGACAGAAAAGAUGCGAGGGCAAUUGCCUGAUAUAAUUGUGCUAUUACCUGUUUAGGGAAGAAAACACUUUCAUUUGAAGUUUGUGUAUUUGCCUCAAGGUAACAUAUAGGCCUAUAUUUAUGUAUUUACAUGGAAAAAAACUAUAUGUAAUUGGAGGUGCUAUACAGUCACUUGUCAUGUAUAUAAUUAUAUAUUUCCUUAUAGAAAUAAUUCACUAUUUUCAUUUUUUUACUAUUCACUAAAAACAAUUGUCGUGGUUUUUUGUCAUUCAUUUGUUAAACAUUGCGAUUUCAGUUACAAUUUCAAAAUGGGAAAAAGCUUCCUAAAUGUACAUAUUUAUCAUUAAAAGGAACUAAUAGCAGAUGACCGUAACAGCCUGUUGAGAAACAGAUUUUCAUACUUUCAUAAUCCUCUUGUUGCUCAACAAGGAACAAGGAAGUUCAUAUUACACAAAGACACAAGUGAAUAUGUUGGAAGACCAUUGUUCUUCUGGAUAAAUUGUUCUAAAUAUCUGGGCCCAUAUUCACAAAACAUCUUAAGGCUAAAAGUAGCUCCUAACUUGCAGAUUAAGGAGAAACUUAAAAAUGAUGGGCG
Messenger RNA from Triplophysa rosa, 1583 nucleotides. It is a transcript of the gene cyba, whose product is annotated as cytochrome b-245 light chain. Gene Ontology annotation, molecular function: heme binding. Gene Ontology annotation, cellular component: NADPH oxidase complex. The transcript has 6 exons. The record is from RefSeq and is a predicted model, not a curated record. Gene Ontology annotation, biological process: superoxide anion generation. NCBI's taxonomy places the organism in Eukaryota, Metazoa, Chordata, Actinopteri, Cypriniformes, Nemacheilidae. The coding region runs from base 127 to 687 and encodes 186 amino acids.